Raphanus sativus (radish) is the source of this 668-nucleotide messenger RNA. RefSeq lists its product as uncharacterized. The transcript has a single exon. The coding region runs from base 151 to 501 and encodes 116 amino acids. The record is from RefSeq and is a predicted model, not a curated record. Lineage: Eukaryota; Viridiplantae; Streptophyta; Magnoliopsida; Brassicales; Brassicaceae.
CUCACUAUUUUUAGUUGUAUAUAUUUUUACAUUUAACUUAAUUUUCUCUAACUUUCUGAAAGCCUUUCUUUCAGUUUCACAAUUUCAUUGUCGUCUAUUCUUAGAGGUUUCUCUAUUUGUAAGAAGGUAAGAGAAACACAACAAUAAAAAAUGGAAGGGAAAGAGAAAGAAGAAGCGAAGAGGAGGACGAUGUUGAAUAAGAUCAAACUCAAGGAGACAGAACAACAAGAGAUCAGCCAAGAAGACGCCAAAAGACAAGAGGCUUACAACAUGUCCCCACGUGCACGUGGUGGUGGUGGCCCGGCGGGUAUGAUGAAGUCGUCGAGUGUGAGGCAAAGCUGUUUAUGCGCGCCAACCACACACCCUGGCUCCUUCAGGUGCCGUUACCACCGUCGUAACGCUGGACUUGGAAUGUCACGUGGCAUAUCCGUACCGUCUAACCUUUCCAUGUUGGCUGGAGGAGCAGGCUCUGAUGCUACCUCUGGCUCUCCCAAGUCCUGAAGUCAUCCCACGGUUAAAAUAACAUAUAAUGAAAUGUUUUCUUCUCAAUUCUAAACUUCUUAAAUGUGUGUUUGUAUAUAUAAUAUUGAGACAGGCUUUGAUUUUCUUUUCUUGUUAUUAUGUUGGUAAAUAAUUUUUUUUACUUUAUAUUAUGUUCUGAUUCUCCA